AUGGCAGCACUCUCAGCGACCAUGCAGGAGCUGCAGCGCCGCAAGGCCCAACGGUCAACUUCGACCCCCUGCUACCCGCCUGACCCUGCCCACCGCCCCGAUGCCAUCCUUUCACGCAGCCUGAGCAGCGACUGGACGAUGCUCACGAGGAUGGGCAGCGACGACGAGCAGUCCUUCCAGACGCCCGCCGAGAAGGAGAGCGCCAGGCGGAUGGCCGAGGCGAUGGUCCAUUUCCGCGAAGUUCUUGCCCAGCCCACCAUCGACAUCGAUAAGCUCAAGCACCUCAGCCACUCGGGAGUGCCAGGCAAGAUAAGGCCUGCCAUCUGGCCGCUGCUUCUGGGUUAUUGGCCAACCCGAUACGGCGCGCGCAAGGAAACGGUACACAAGAAGCGGGAAGAGUAUCGACGGCUUCUCGCGCAGCACCUGAAGAACGAGAAGGACAUGAACCAAGAACAAAGGAAACUGUGGCAUCAGGUCAAGAUUGAUGUUCCGCGUACGACGCCCAAGGGCUUCAUGCUCGUCUUUCACCACAAACGCAUUCAGAGGGCCCUCUCCAAUAUUCUCUACUUGUGGUCUAUCUUGCGACCGGAAAUCGACUACUUUCAGGGUCUGAACGAUUUAUGCGUGCCCUUCAUACUCAUCUUGCUCUCGCGCUACGUCGGUGGCGAUAUCGACGCAAUCAACGUGUACCAGCUCGACACACUGUCCAACGAGAAUAUGUUGGCUGUGGAGGCGGACACCUUCUGGUGCAUGUCCCACUUCCUGGCCCACAUCCAGGACAACUUUGUGAUCAGCAACACCGGCAUCGAGGCCAUGAUCAACAAAAUGGAGGAACUGGUGCGUAUUCACGACGAGCCGCUGUACCGACACCUCAAGUCCGUCGGUAUCGACUUCUUGAUCUUUGCCAUGCGGUGGGUCAUCACUCUCCUGGUCCGCGAAAUGCCCAUCAAGAGUCUCAUACGCCUGUGGGACAGCUACCUUUGCAAGACGGCGCAGAUGGUGACCCUGUUCCACCUCUGCGUGUGCGCGGCCUUCCUCACCACCUGGAGCGACCGCCUGCGCAAAUUCGACUUUUCCGAGGCCGUCAUCUUCCUGCAGCACCUGCUGAUCGCGCGCGCCAAUGUGGUGAUGGCCGAAGAGCAGAUCUACACCCACCUGUGCGUGGUGUGCAGCUCGAUCAUCAUCGUGCUCAUGCUCGUGCUGGUGAUAGUCGUCUUCGUCGUCCUCCUGUGCCUCCUCGCGCUCACCCUCUCCGCCCGCGCCGCCGCCGCUGCCAUCCAACGCUCGUCGCAAGAGAUCCACCACAUCAUGGCUUCGGCAUCGUUGUCGCCGUCCUCAUCGUCAUCAUCAUCGUCGCCGUUGUCUUUCUCCUCUUCUUUCUCUCCGCCGGCCUUAAUGUCGGCGUCGCUGCCCUUCGCCUCGGCCUUCCCGCCCGUGGCAUCACCGCUCCUACUCCCGCCUCCACGCAUGGGCUCGUCGCUCCUGCUCGACGACUUUGACCUCGAGCUCGACUGA
Acanthamoeba castellanii str. Neff is the source of this 1515-nucleotide messenger RNA. Its product is annotated as TBC domain containing protein. Gene Ontology annotation, molecular function: GTPase activator activity. Lineage: Eukaryota; Discosea; Longamoebia; Acanthamoebidae. The record is from RefSeq and is a predicted model, not a curated record. The transcript has 11 exons. Gene Ontology annotation, biological process: activation of GTPase activity. The coding region runs from base 1 to 1515 and encodes 504 amino acids.